CCUUAAAUCAGAAUUAAUGAUCGGAGGCGUUAUCUGACGGCCAGGACGCGCAGCUGUCGGAGGCUCCGCACAUCUGCACAACUCAGACUGGAAUAGAAACUCACUCUCAUCAGUGUAAUGUAAUAGUUAUACUGAUCAUUUAACUGAAACAGUCCAAGAGGUUUGAAGAAUGCGACGCAUCUCAGCCUGGGUUGGCUGGGCGCUCUGUUUGUGCACAUAUUUGGCUGCGAGCGCGCAGGACUACCCGGAGGAGGACGAGAUGAUCCUGGAUCUGUUCAGCGAGGACGGGACUAAACCCGAACCCCGAGCUGUGCCCACUGCUGAGUUCCUCAAGUGCAACAAGGCAGCGUGGCGCGUGCAUGGUCAGUACCUGGUCGUACUGCGUCAGGGCACGCAUGGCUCUCACGUGCAGAGGACCAUCAGGAGACUGAGAGCCAAAGCAGCCCGGAGAGGUCAGCUGCUGGAGAUCCUGCACACUUACUCUGCAGCUCUGCAAGGCUUCAUGGUCAAGAUGAGCAGCGACGUCCUUCACCUGGCAUUGAAGCUCCCUCAGGUCCACUACAUCGAGGAGGACUCGUCCAUCUUUGCUCAGAGCGCCCCCUGGAACCUGCAGAGGUUACUGCAGCCUCACGGCGGCUCUUCUGAAAACGGAACAUACCGGCCGCCCAACGACGGAGGUAUGGCUUUGGUCUAUCUGUUGGACGGCAGUGUUCAGAGUUCUCACAGGGAGAUCGAGGGACGGGUCCUGAUCACAGACUUCAACAGCGUCCCUGAGGAGGAUGGAGUCAGAGUUCAUAGACAGGCCAGUCAGUGUGACAGUCACGGCACACACAUUGCAGGGGUGGUGAGUGGGUCGGACUCUGGUGUUGCUCGAGGGGCCGGUGUUAACCUGGUCCGUGUGCUAAACUGUCAGGGGAAAGGGACCGUGUCCGGAGCUCUGGCAGGUCUAGAGUAUAUCCAAUCCACUCUUCUGGCCCGCCCCGUGGAUGCUGUGGUUGUGUUGCUGCCUUUCUCUGGUGGUUUCAGCCGGUCUUUGAACGCAGCCUGUCGGGACAUGGUGGCUAAAGGAGCUGUGGUCAUCGCCGCUGCAGGGAACUACAGAGAUGACGCCUGCCUCUACUCACCUGCUUCAGAGCCUGAGGUCAUCACAGUAGGGGCAGUAAACUCAGUGGACCAGCUCAUGUCACAGGGAGCGGGGGGCACCAACUUCGGCCGCUGCAUCGAUCUGUUCGCGCCCGGUGACGACAUCGUCAGUGCCAGCAGUGACUGCAGCACCUGCUUUACAUCCCAGAGUGGAACCUCCCAGGCUGCUGCACAUGCUGCAGGUAUAGCAGCUGUGAUCCUCUCUUCCAAUCAGAACGUGUCGCCGGUGCAGGUAAUGCAGAUGAUGCUGCAUUAUUCCAUCAGCCACACGAUCAACUUCCUCUCUCUGCCCGACUCACAUCGUCUAAUUUCUCCCAAUCUGGUAGCAGCCAUGCCUCCUGCUAACAGCGCAAAUGAGGAGCUUCUGUGUCGAUCAGUGUGGUCCAAGAGGUCAGGGGUCACAAGCUCUGACCAGGCUGUCAGUCGCUGUCGUCUGGGGGAGGAGAUGAUGAGCUGCAGCAGCUACACCCCUGAUGGUGUCCAUGCUGGAGAAACCAUCUCUGAGAGCAGCGGGCAGAUGGAGUGUGUUGCCUUUAAUGCUCUGGGGGGGAAAGGUGUGUAUGCUGUGGCGCGGUGCUGUGUGAUCGGUGGUCUGCAGUGUCAGGUCCAUGCCAGCCCUGAGUGUGUCGCAACGCAGUAUCAUCUCACCGGCUGCACAUUGUGGUCUGCUGCUGGGAUCUCAGCUGACUCCCGUCCAAAUGGCAGUGAUCGGAGGCGUUGUGUUGUGAGCAGCGGGGCCACAUCUCAUGCUGUUUGCUGCCAUGCUCCAUCUCUGGAGUGCCACCUGUUGGAAAAGAUAUCAGCUGAUAAAGAUCAGGUGGAGGUGUCCUGUCCCUCCGGCUGGACUCUGACCGACUGUAGCGCUGUCUCUCCUGGCUCUGUCGUCUUAGCGCCAGUUGCUAAGGGGAACAGUUGCCAUGUCGGCAGUGCAUCAGGAGCUGGCGGGGCUGCUGGCGUCGCUGUCUGCUGCCGCGUCAGACAACCAGAGCAGCGCCGCGCUUCACCUCCUCCCUGAUCUCACUCCACUCUGAUGUCCUACAGCCUUUAUAUUUAUGUAAUGUUGACUGGAAGGAAACACACACACUCCUCUUGCUUUGUCUCCUUUGUGGUGCAGGGAAUACAUUCACAUGGGGAUCUAAUUUUAAAGAAAAAGGUCAAUUCCAGGAAACACUUUUCACCUCUGCAUUGAUUAACUUAAAAAUAGUUGAAGUUCAGAAACGACUUGAUAAAGGAUCUAAGACUGAAACGCAGAGCGGUUGAUAAGUGUGUGCAGGCAUUGACUUUAACUCUUUGAAAUUAGGUGUCUAUUGAUAUCAUCUAUAACUUUGAUCAGUUGUCAACGUUUGUCUGUUUCUCAGUUUUAGAAUUAGGUCAAAUAUGCCCUAGCAGAUAUUGUUCUAUUCAUUAGAACCGUCUUGUAUGCAGUUUGUAAAAUAUAACCACAAAUAUUAUAUAUCUUUUACAAAGGAAAUAUUCUGAAAAAGCUUUCCCCCGAACCUGUGGUCAAUUGAAUACAUUCUAUCUUAGGUGAUAUAUUGAAACUGAUUGUGGCACCCUGGUAAGGCCUACAUGUCCCAGGAUGCAUUGCAUGUGGGGUUCUGAGGCACAGGGUCUCCACGGGCUAUAUCCUCGCUUAUGUUGCUGCUGACUCAGCUCUGUCUGCCCUGCAUUUUUUGGCCAUUUCCUCAGGCUUGAAUGAUCAUGUCUGAAUAUCCAGGACUUAUCUAGAGCUCACAAACUGGGUGCCCAUAGCUUCCUUGCACAAAACUACAUCACCGUUACUUCAAAAAACAAUCUGGAUUCAGGAAAUACAUUACAUUUUGAAGCGGCCUACUCAGAUUUCCCGAUAAAUAAACUGGCACUGAGGAAUUUAUUGCUUCAGUCGACUAUAUUUGCAACAACAUUGAUUGGUCUUCCACUGAGGCGGUAACAUUUAGUAGAGGUAGUAGAAGUAGAGGCAAUACACAUUCUCUAACCAGAGGGUAAUCUAGUAAUACCUCUUUUUCACAGCAGACAUUAACAAAGGUCAUCUUAUAUUCAGAGUCCCAGUAAGACAUGACAGUGGGACAGUAUCAGGACCCUGGACUAAAGCAGCUGAAAUGUAAUUCAGUCAUCAUUCAUUUUAUUAUUUACAGCCGGGAUUUUCCUACAGUCAUGUCAGAAUGUCUUUGUGAAAAACUCAUAUUAAAAGACAGUUGACACACACGGACGCUCAGCAGUUUAGUCAAAUCAGGGCUGAAAUAUCCAUCAGUGCAGCAAACAUUUUCACACACGUAAUAGUGUUUACAGUUCUGAGUGUAGGUGAAAAUCAGGCAGCAGCAGCAGCAGCAGGAUUGUGGGUAAUAAUCUGCCCUAUUAGCAGAUUGAAUAAUGAUGAGCCAGAUAUCUUCUGCUCUCUCUCUCUCUGUGUGUUCCCACAAAACAAUUAAACAGCUGUCUUGAAUGCUUGAAUAAAUUACAUGUGUCUGUCCUGGGCAUUGAACUGCAUUUAUGUGAAGUGAAUAAAAUAAAGUGAAAAACACAAUGCCAUUUAAACCAAGCACACUCAAAGGACUUUGAUUUAAAGAUGUCAGCAUGGAGAGCACCACAGGGCAGGGCAUGAGUGGAUUGAAGUUUGAUUGGCACAGGAGAUGUGGUUUCAUCAUUGCUAAGGUGAUACAACGCGUCAUGAUUUAUGUCUCAUCAGAUUAGAUUAUUCUCUACAAAAACAAAAGCCACCACAUUAAGCUGUGUUUAUUCUUAAAGUGGAGCUCACCUCAUUAUCAGCCCAAUAUUACUUUUUCACAGCAUCUUAUUUGAGUUAUCAUUGAGGAACAGCACAGGUGUACUAAUGACUAUAAUACUGAUGAAACUUCUCUAUUAAUAACAGUAAAACAGAUUGUGCGACAACAGGAUCUUAAUACUGAAGUGGUUCAAAUAAUUCAGCAGUAAUUCAUUAAAUCAUCACCUGUGCUUUUCUUCCAAUGAUGUCAAAAGUCUUCAAUAAAAAAGGUCUAUUCAUGUCUGCUGUAUCAAACCAGAAUAUGCUACAUAAAUCAACAUGAAAAGGUAACAAAAAUAAAACCCUCAAGGUGCACCAACAUUUUGUAAUGUGACAAGGUGUAAACAUACAUAAAAACAAUGUUUACAAAAGGUUGUGCAUUCCAGUUUAUUUUAUAUCAAAUUUCCCCUUAUUCAAACUCUGAUGUACAAAUUAAAACUGAGUUUUAACAUGCAUUACAGAAUCCUGCGAUGGCAGAAGUGAAG
Molecule: messenger RNA, 4389 nt
Organism: Trematomus bernacchii (emerald rockcod)
Lineage: Eukaryota; Metazoa; Chordata; Actinopteri; Perciformes; Nototheniidae
Gene: pcsk9
Product: proprotein convertase subtilisin/kexin type 9
Exons: 12
Coding region: 170-2158 (662 amino acids)
Biological process (GO): proteolysis
Molecular function (GO): serine-type endopeptidase activity
Source: RefSeq, a predicted model, not a curated record